AUGACAGAUGAAAAUACCUUAAAAACCACUAAAACUUCCUUAAAAGGUCAGUUAACGAGAUUUUUUAAUUUUAUAAAAGAUGUAGAGUCAGGUAAAGCAAACAAAGGUCAGUUAGAAUGCAGACUAGCAGUAGCAAAAGAUUUAUUGUCAGACUUUAACUCCGUAAUGGUUCAGCUUAUGGUAUUAGAUUUAGAUGAGACAAAAAAUAAAAGUAAGGAAUAUGAAGCUGAACUAGAAGAAUAUGAAAAGAAGUUUUUUGAUUGUAUAUCAAAAGCGGAUAUUUUAAUAAAAAAACAGACAUUUAAUCAACAAGCAGACACAAUAAAUACAAGUUGUAGUUCACAGUUACAAGCUUCACAAGACAUAAGGUUACCUUGUAUUGAUCUUCCAAGGUUCAGUGGGGCCUCAGAAAAUGGGGGUGCAGAAAAUGGGAGCUCAUGGCUUGAGUUUUAUGACGGGUUCACUAGUUUAAUUGGCAAUGAUCCUAAUUUAAGUAACAUUAAAAAAUUUUAUUAUCUCAAAUCUUGUUUGACAGACAGUGCGGCAGCAGUGAUUUCCUCUUUGGAGGUUACGAAUGAAAAUUAUACGAUUGCUUGGUCGAUCUUAACAGAUAGAUUUCAAAAUGAUAAACUCAUAGUACAUUCUCAUGUUCGGGCGUUAUUUGAGUUAUCCGUGAUACAAAAAGAAUCACCUUCUCAGCUGAGAAAACUGAUUGAUGAGGUAAAUAAAAAUAUAAGGGUAUUAGAAUCAUUUAAACAACCUGUAAAGGAGUGGUCAACAAUGUUAAUAUAUUUAAUAACUUCUAAGUUAGACAAUAACACAAGACGUCAGUGGGAAUCGGAGAAUAUAAGCAAAAAGGCACUUCCAACAAUUGAAGAAUUUUUAAGUUUUUUAGGUCAGCGUUCUCGUCUUUUAGAAACUCUUUAUGCAAAUAAUGAUAAACAAACACAUGGUACAAACCAUAAAAAUAAUAAUCAACCACAUAACAAAAAUAAAGUACAAUCAUUUGUAAAUCAAACUAAUCAGAAUUUUAAAUGUCUUUAUUGUAAAGAAUCACACUCAAUUUUUUAUUGUAAUAAGUUUCUACAAUUAUCCGUAAAACAAAGAAAUGUUGAAGUACAAAAAAUGAAAUUAUGCACAAACUGUUUAAGAGGAAAUCAUUCAAUAGAGAAGUGUGUAUCAACCAGAGGUUGUAAAUUUUGCACGAGAAGGCACAACUCGUUGUUACAUUACUCAAAUUCUAGAUUUCAAACAGAUCAGCAACAAAGCCACAUCAAUAUGAACCAAGAAUCAGAAUCAUUUGGGAACUCAAUGAAUCAGCACAACCAGGUAAAUACAGUACAGAUUAAUUUAGCGCAGCCAUCAACAUCAGUAGUUCUAAAUUCAAGCGCCAAUCAUCAAUCAGAAGUUUUAUUAGCAACAGCAGUUAUACAUAUUUUUGACCAGUCAGGUAAUACAUUUGAAGCAAGGGCAUUACUUGAUUCAGGAUCACAAUCAAAUUUUAUCACAGCAGAUCUUUGCAAAAAAUUGAAACUUGAUAAGUCAUGUAUAAAUAUACCAGUAUCAGGUAUAAAUGACAAAAUAACUCAUAUAAACCAUUCAGUGACUACAAAUAUUAAGUCUCGAGUAAAUGCAUAUCAGAUUGAAAGUUCUUUCUUAGUUAUAGAUAAAAUUACAGAAACAUUACCUACAGUCAAUCUUAACAGAAAUGAAUUUACUAUACCAGAAAAUCCAGGGUAUUUCAAGGCUGGCGGUAUGUUGCAGAAUACACAAGUGUAUGGCAAAUAA
Messenger RNA from Diabrotica virgifera virgifera (western corn rootworm), 1788 nucleotides. RefSeq lists its product as uncharacterized. The coding region runs from base 1 to 1788 and encodes 595 amino acids. NCBI's taxonomy places the organism in Eukaryota, Metazoa, Arthropoda, Insecta, Coleoptera, Chrysomelidae. The transcript has 2 exons. The record is from RefSeq and is a predicted model, not a curated record.